Messenger RNA from Solenopsis invicta (red fire ant), 1002 nucleotides. Its product is annotated as enhancer of rudimentary homolog. The record is from RefSeq and is a predicted model, not a curated record. NCBI's taxonomy places the organism in Eukaryota, Metazoa, Arthropoda, Insecta, Hymenoptera, Formicidae. The coding region runs from base 436 to 780 and encodes 114 amino acids. The transcript is spliced from 3 exons.
AAGCCUGGGGAUUCGCUGGUUGGCCGUGUACCAGUAAGCGUGUUUGUAAUAGAGUGAAAAAGCGCGGUCAGGAUUGCUGAUGCAAUCCUCUUUAUUUUUUGUGCAAGCAUAUCUCGUAUUCCUAUUUAAGUCUUUUUGUUUCCUAUAUAACUACUGAAAGCAAGAUAAAAAUACCUUGGUUACUAUGGUCAAAUCGUCCCCGCCACGUUGACACUGGGGACGGGUACCAUUAACGUUGAGAAGAAGAAGAAGUGAAAAAGCGCGGUCAGGAUUACUGAUGCAAUCCUCCUUAUUUCUUUUGCAAGCAUAUCCUGUAUUCCCAUAAGAAAUACCUUGGUUACGUAUAUAUACAAUAAGAUAUAAUUAUACAAUAACGUUGAGAAGAAGAAGGAGCCAGAGAAGAAGAUCGGUAUCGCUCAAUAUCGGUAUUAAGAUAUGGCGACAACACCCGAAUCAUUUGUGGACGAAAGAUAUAAAGUAUUUCUAAUGCUAUACCCUGACGUCGGAUCUAACAAAGGAAGGGGGUUCAAUUAUAAAAGCAUCAAUGAAUGCAUGGAAGGUAUUUGUAAAUUAUACGAAGAGCAUCUAAAGAAACAAGAUCCAAAUGUUCCAAUCGUGCCUCAUGACCGUGAUAAAUUAUUUGAUUUCGUCGAGCUAACAAAUAUGUUGUGUUUAAUAACCAACCCUUCAUUUGUCUAUAUUCCACAUAAUAAGAAUUGGAUUAAAGAAAACCUCGAUAUUUUCAUAAAGAGAGCUGCGGAACAUGAAGAAACUCUGUAAAUUUAAAAUAAAAUUUAAGUGUACUUGAAAAUUUACAGAAUUUGCAGAAAAAUCGAAAGCUGAUGUAUACAUUACGAACAAAAAUGCAAUUGAAAUAAAGUAAAAUUUAUAAUUAUCUUUUAAUUAGUAAAUAGACUUGUAGAUCACUUUAUUUAUUUUUCAAUCUAAGUUUAUUAUAUCUCUAAUUGAAAUAUUAUGUCAAAUAAAGUACCAUAUAGCACA